Trichoderma citrinoviride is the source of this 1399-nucleotide messenger RNA. RefSeq names its product WH1-domain-containing protein. The transcript has a single exon. NCBI's taxonomy places the organism in Eukaryota, Fungi, Ascomycota, Sordariomycetes, Hypocreales, Hypocreaceae. The annotation marks the transcript as partial. The record is from RefSeq and is a predicted model, not a curated record.
AUGAAACAGCCCUCCAACCGCGGGGUCAUCUGGGACCAAGAAAUCUUCGAUACGUGGAGCUACAACCAAGACCGAACCUUCUUUCAUACGUUCGAGCUGGAAGAGUGCCUCGCCGGACUCAGCUUCGUCGAUGAGAAAGAGGCUAAGCAGUUCAAGAAGAAAAUGGACGAGCGGGAAAAGAACGCCAGCCGAGCCACGAGAGCGACGCCCUUUGGCGGUUCUGCGCAUGCAUCGGGAGGCCAGAAACACAGCCUACUGGGGAACAUCUUCCACCGACACUCAAGCGUCUCGAUGAUGCCCGACACGACGACCUCCAACUUAUCGGGCUUUUCUCACAACUCUGGCUCUUCGGUCAGCUUCGACGACGCCAGGGGCGGUUCUGAGUUCGCCCUCCUGGAUGCCUUUGAUCCCAUGUGGCGCGAGCACUUCGGCCAGGACCUGAGCGACAAGGGAUUGACGGACGACUUCAUCAAGGACAACCAGGAGUUCAUUGUCGACUUCCUGCGAGAAGAACAAGCCAAGCUGCAGAGCGAAGCAGCACCGCCUCCCGCCCCGCCAGCCCCCCCUGCGCUGCCCUCGCCUUCGACCAACGGCCACGCCGUGAGGGCGCCGCCGCCGCCUCCUCCUCCGCCUGCAUCUGCUCCCGCGGCCGCUUCUGCUAUCAACAGCUCGCCUUCUGCGAGGAGAGCCGGACCACCACCUCCUCCAGCUCCAAGGCGGUCGGGUGCCAAGGUCGAUGGGGAUCCCACCCCACCAAGAGCACCGUCCCCUCCUCGGCCGAGAUUCAACGCCCCUCCUCCCUUGCCCGACGCAGGCAAGUUUGCGCAUCAGGUCAACGAGAGGAAGAAGCCCGCUCCUGCUGCUACUGCUCCGUCCGUCCCGGGACCUCCUCCUCCCCCGCGGCCCGCUAAAACGCCCAUCGACUCUGAAGAUCAGCAUCACAAGUUCGGUGUCCCACCUCCCUUCACCGGCCAGCGCGUCCCUGCGCCUCCAAGUCGCGGACCCGUGCCUCCUCCCCCGCCUCCUCGAGGCAACGAUGCCGCCGCUCCGGCCCCCGUGGCUCUCCCUCCGCCGCUGCCUCCCAAGGUGCCGAGCUCGAGUGCUCCUCCAUUGCCGCCGCCGAGUGCUCGACCGGUGCCUCCUCCGCCUGCGGUCAGCCACGCUCCGCCGCCUCCACCGCCUCCCGUGCCGGUAGCCAGCAGCGCUCCAGCUCCGCCGCCGCCGCCUCCUCCUCUACCUGCAGUCAGCGCUCCUCCUUCGGUGCCGCCGCCACCGCCGUUUCCCUCACCAGGCGUUGGAAGUGCUGCUCCUCCUCCUCCUCCACCGCCUCCUCCCAUGCCCAGCGCUGCUCAUCCGCCUCCGCCUCCCCCCGGCCCCCCGCCGGUCCCCGGCGCUGGCA